Messenger RNA from Neomonachus schauinslandi (Hawaiian monk seal), 576 nucleotides. RefSeq names its product peroxiredoxin-2-like. The coding region runs from base 1 to 576 and encodes 191 amino acids. Gene Ontology annotation, biological process: hydrogen peroxide catabolic process; removal of superoxide radicals; leukocyte activation. NCBI's taxonomy places the organism in Eukaryota, Metazoa, Chordata, Mammalia, Carnivora, Phocidae. Gene Ontology annotation, cellular component: cytosol. The transcript is spliced from 2 exons. Gene Ontology annotation, molecular function: thioredoxin peroxidase activity. The record is from RefSeq and is a predicted model, not a curated record.
AUGACACUCAGUACUUCUUUCAAAAAAAGCAACGCGCCCUUGGGAAAGCCCACACCCAGAUUCCAGGCCACCUUGGAGGAGCUGAAGCUUUCCGACUACAGAGGGAAAUACUUGGUCCUCUUUUUCUACCAGCUGGACUUCACCUUUGCCUGCCCCUCGGAGAUCAUGCCUUCCAGUGAGUAUGCCAAGGACUUUGGCAAGCCGGGCUGUGAGCUGCUGGGGGUCUCUGUAGACUCCCAGAUCACCCAUCCGGCUUGGAUCAACACUCCAAGGAAGGAACGAGGCUUGGGCUCUCUGAACAUCCCCCUGUUGGUGGAUAUAACCAGAAGCCUGUCCCGAGAUUAUGGCGUGCUGAAGGAGGAUGAAGGCGUUGCCUACAGGGGCGUCUUUAUCAUCGAUGGCAAGGGCGCCCUUCGCCAGAUCACUGUCAAUGAUUUGCCUGUGGGGCGCUCCAUGGACGAAGUUCUGCGGCUGGUCCAGGCCUUCCAGUACACGCAUGAGGAUGGGGAAGUCUGUCCUGCCGGCUGGAAGUCAGGCAGCAACACAGUCAGGCCCAACGUGAACAGCAAGGAAUAG